AUGUAUGACCUAGAAAAAGUCAUCAUCAUUGGAGGAGGGCCCACCGGCCUCGCGGCUGCCAUCCGCCUAGCCCAGCACAACAAGCUGAGUCCGGUCAUCUACGAGCUUCGUGAUCCAGAUACUGCAGGCAUCGGAGGAUCUUUGGGGAUUCCUGCCAAUGGUCUGCGUUGCCUACACCGACUCGGCCUCUGGGACACGAUUCUCCCGCAUAGCGUCGAUAUCACCAAAACCAUCUUACACUCCACAUCCGGCAGUGUCCUGAGUGAACUUGAUGUCUCCACAGAAGCAAAGCAAAAAACUGGCUUCGGGUAUCUCCGGAUAAAUCGGGUGGAUUUGGUCGAGUGUCUGCGGAACGGCACGCAGAAAUACCAGAUCCCCAUCCACUACAACAAACAGGUGACCGGCAUCAAGGAACAUGGAGACUCUGUCAUGGUGACCUUUUCCGAUGGCACAAGUGACACAGCCUCCAUUCUCCUUGGUUGCGAUGGAAUGCACUCGGCGGUACGCACGCUGCACGUCGAUGCGGGGAUUACUCCCGUGUAUUCUGGCAUCGCUGCAAUAUCAUCGAUCGUUGACGACGUGAUAGAUCGAGAUCCCAAAGACGCGGGGUGUCUGCACUCGACAAUUACACCUCACGGAAUGCUGGCCACUGCACCGUGCGCCGCCAAGCAGGUCUUCUGGUUCUUCAGCAAGGAGGUGCCUCUUCCAGCGGGCAGCUCCUCGGCCGAUGUCCGCGAUGGCUGGUCACUUCACCGCCAGAAAGAGCUGGCAGACUGUCGCAGCUCACUGGCGACCGUGCUAGAUUGCGUCCAUGGACAGUGGGGCCAAUACCUGCGCCAGCUAGUGGACACUAGCCAAGAUUUGCAUUUCUACCCACAUUAUCGCCUGCCACUGGGUGGUCGAUGGUUUGUGCCCUCACCUACGCCACAGGGAACACCUCGGGUGCUGCUUAUGGGAGAUGCCGCUCAUGCCGUGCAACCUCACGCCGGACAGGGGGUCUCCUUGGCGUUUGAGGAUGUCUUACUUUUUUCCGGACUAUUGGAAAAGUAUGAAGGUGGUGACUAUACGGACUUGGGAGAGGUGUUUGACCGGUUCGAUCUGAUCCGUCGCCCACGCAUCCAGCGCAUCAACGAGGUUGCAUUACACAAUGGUAGGAUGCGCCGUAAUCAGUCGCCGUGGGCGGUGUGGCUUAAGGAGUGGUAUAUGUGGAUUAUGCUGCACGUCAAUCGGUUCUGGGGCAUGUCUAUGUCUGGGGUGCUGAAUGGAGAUAUAUUGUAUGACGUGGAGACGGAACUGAAAUAG
Molecule: messenger RNA, 1302 nt
Organism: Penicillium robsamsonii
Lineage: Eukaryota; Fungi; Ascomycota; Eurotiomycetes; Eurotiales; Aspergillaceae
Product: FAD-dependent oxidoreductase
Exons: 2
Coding region: 1-1302 (433 amino acids)
Molecular function (GO): FAD binding; monooxygenase activity
Source: RefSeq, a predicted model, not a curated record